Molecule: messenger RNA, 939 nt
Organism: Closterium sp. Naga37s-1
Lineage: Eukaryota; Viridiplantae; Streptophyta; Zygnematophyceae; Desmidiales; Closteriaceae
Source: the annotation of a GenBank genome assembly
AUGGAUCCGUUCCUGCUCGCACAGCACGUCACCCGCUGCGCGCCUGCUCUCGCCCUCGCCCCCGCCAUGCUCGCUGCCCCGCACGACCCUUUUGCCGCCCAGCAGCUGCCCUCUCUCGCCGCGGUUCCGUACACACGAGCUUCCUUGCAGGCGCUCCCAGUUGCGUCGGUCUCUCAUCCCGUCGCUUACCACUCACUGCUGCCCUCUUUGCUGCCCGGUGCUGCUGCCACCACCAGACUAGCGGUGCCCCGGCCUGUGCGUGCGCGCAUGCACAAGGGCAAGAGCGAUGUGGGCAUGGACGAGGUGAGGCAGCUCGUGCUCGCCCUCGCUGAAGCCAUCGCCACCGCUGACAUGGUCAGUGCCCCCUCCCUGCUCUCUUCUCCCCCACUAUCCAUCCCUCCCUCCCUCCUUCCCUCCCUCCCUCCCUCCCUCCCUCACCUCCCUCCCUCCCUCCCUCCCUCCCUCCCUCCCUCCCUCCCUCCCUCCCUCCCUCCCUCCCUCCCUCCCUCCCUCCCUCUAUCCCUCCGCUCUCUCACCACCCCAUUUAAUCUAUGCUCCGCUCCUGCCCCUUCCUUUUCAAUACGUGUCUUCGUGUCUCGCACUGGUCUUCUUUCUAUCAUAUCCUCCUCGACCGGGUGGCAGGGCUGCGGGCGCGCGUGGCAGCAGCAGCGUGGUGCGGAGGGGCGGGCGGGGCAGCGAGUGGCGCACUGCUUCCUGGACGCGCUCACCACCCGCCUGCACGGCACCGGCGCCCUCCGCCUCUACAACGCCGCCUUCACCUCCCAGGGUGCGGUAGCGUGUGGGACGUGCAGAGGCUGUGCAUGUGGCGUGCUAGGUUGGCUCCGCAUACACUUGUGGUGGCUGUGUCUGUUAGUAUCAUCAGGCUGGGCAGCGGGGAUGAAUGGUGGUGCAGGAGAGGGGUUUGUGCUGUGCUCGUGA